AAUUCAACAUGGCGGAUGCUACUCUGUUACUUUCGUCGCUCCUUUCUUUAUAUAUCCUCUGACCGUGUUUCGCAUUUAUUGGGAUGGAAGGAACAAGCAACAAAUCUCACAAGUCAAGACUUUUUACAUCAAACGUUCUUUUGCAAAAAGAUGAACUGGAAGAAGUAGGUUUUACAUUUUUAUAUUAUCUAUUUGAAAUCGAUGGUAGAUCCUAUGAACGGGGCCUGCGAGUUUGAUACGGUAUUGUUUGUACUUGUCUUGCAGCUUAAUCAGUUGUGUUCCAGUUAGAGCACAGCCCUUUCAAAACACUGAAGGGUCGUAAAAAAAAUAUGGACGGACGGUGGUCUGGAGCUUCUCAUGGAUUUUUCGAGCUACUGAAACCAAUACUUAUGCAGUCUUGAAUUGAACUCCAACUUCUUCUUCCUAGCUAGAUAAGCAACCACCAGUGCUGAGACCUUAUUAUUAUUAUAUAUUUGUAAACAUAUGACGAGAAAAAGGACAAGAGGGCAGGGAGCCGGGGAUAUUUUCCGGGCUACUCUAACUAUGACCCCCAGCUACCUUCACAGAAAACAAGAGGAAAUAAAAAUAGAAACAAAUGAACUUCGUAGCUGUUUAAUUCUCUGCCUAAAAUUGUAUAUACCAGCAACUUGAGCUUUAAGAGAUAGCCUUGUCGUACAGAAUUCACAGAUCUGCAUUUUGGUGGAACAUUACCUUGGUAAACAUGGUAAGGCCUGUUACCUUAGGUAUUCAAAGUAGACAGACUGCAAAUUAUCUUAGUUGCUAAAAAAUAUAUAUCUACGUGCCGCAACUGUUCAUCAGUAGGAUGCCUAAAAUGCAUGCAAUUCCACAAUAAUAUUGGUUUCAGCUCCAUUAAAUCCUAUACCAAUUGUAGAACAUUUUAGGAGGAGGUCCUCUAGUCCACCAUAUUGGGCAGUACUACAGUGUAUCUGUAAUAAACCAUCACCUCUUCACAAAUUCCUGCUGUGGUUGCAGUGGCUAAGUAGAUGAAGAUUCAUGAGGGGGGUGAAUAGGGGUAUGCAAAUCCGCCGAUCUGUCAGGGCUGUCAACAAGGGCGGGUAGCUGGCCAAAACCUUCAGCUAGUUCGCCAUCCUUAGCUGGCUACUUUCAUCUCAUUCUGCCAUAAAUGAGUCAUAACUGCUAACAAAAAAUAAGUACCAUCUAAUAAAAUUUUAAAGCAUCUGUUUCCCAGUUUUGAAUGACAUUGAACACAUAUUUAAACAGGUGUAGAUCUGUGAAAUGUUCAAACAGUGUGAUGUCAUGGAAUGCCUGGGAAAUUUCGAUGGCAUUGUUCCCAGUCUUACGUGUAUUCUGACAAAACAACAUGGCGUCCAUGGUGGAAAAUACCUCUUGAAACCCCCUGGAAAUGGAUGUCCAAGACUCUAAAUUUCAAAAUGUGAUGAUGAUGAUGAUGAUGAACUUUAUUCAUGUGUCAAUGUAUUUAGCUGACGCUAAUUGGGGUCUCUAGAUGCCUCGGCCCUUAAAAACUUGUGCCUUUUUUGCUAGUUCCAAAGCCACCUACUAUUCAUUAUCAGCGGAGCCUGCUACUUAAAAACUUUUUGACAGCCCUGUCCGUUAUGGUUUAUUGACCAAAUCCGCCCUUUCAUUUUUGCCCUGAAUCCGAAAUCCAGGCAAAAAUAUUUUAAUUACACCCAAAGUCCAAAAUCCGGGCCCAAAAAAUAGAUGAAAUCAUAAUCCACUGCAAUUGCAGGAUCCCAAAAUCCAUUAAAAUCUCACUUUGAUUCCGAAAUCCGGGCAAAUAUAUUUUCAAAAUGCGCCGAUCCGUUCACCAAUUCACCCCCAUGCACUCUGUGAAUGGUUGAGAAACUUGUAUUUCACUCCCCCACCAUUACAACAACACAGUGUCUUUCAAACUAACCCCGUGCCCCCUCCUUCAUCUUUUUGAGAAACGUAGUUUAAUAUGUUCAGGUAUAAGUGAUGGUAUUCACAAAGCAUUAGUUGUAAAAGGCUGUGAUUUAAAUGCUGUAUUCACAGUUAAGCAUAUUGCAUUUCUUUUUUCGUUUUUCUUAAUUAUAGAGGUUAGAGAAGUGUCAUGGAAUACUCUCCUCUGUGAUUUCAAAUCUUUCAGAAAAUGAAGCUCAUGAUGCUCUUAAUCAAAUGGUUAGUAGAUAUGUAAUAUUUGUAUCCUUUUAACCAAUUUUGCAACUCCUGAUCUUACCCGGGUGCUUAAUCCAAUCAAAAUAAUCAAAUUCCAAAGUGGAAAAUAAAAAUCUUAAUUGAUGUUAAAGCUAUUUAGAUCAUUUCACCAGAGAGCAAGAAGUCAACCUUUUACUCCCAAUUUUGGCUAAUGUAAACAAUUCACAAAAAAAAUCAAUUUUUUUUUAAAAAAUUGAGAAAUAAAAUACUAUUGAAACUUUUUGCCUAAGAGGUUUAAUUUGAAUGGUAAGACCAUAGGAUUUUGUCCAUGGAUUCAUAUUUAAAGGGGAAAUAAUCUGGACAUUAUCUAAUCUAGGAAUGAAAGGAUUGGAAAUGUUUUAUGAUUCACAAAAUAACCUAAUAAUGAUUCAAAUAAUAAUAAUGAUGAUGAUGAUGAUAAUGAUGAUGAUAAUAAGGACUUAGAGAUCAAAAUCUCAAGGAUAUGGGGCCUUAAAAUGGAAACUGUGCCUGCUAGUGAUCGAAGCACUUGGCCUAAAUAAAAAGGGUCUGGGAAAAUACAUUGAAAAAAUUUGUCUAAAAAAUUCCUGGAAACAUCAAUAUUGAGGACCUCCAAAAGAUCAGCCUGCUGGGCACAGCCCAAAUUUCACGGUAAGUGCUCUCUACCACCAACUAGAUAACAACGCCCCCUAAGCCGCUACCAAGGAAACUGGUAGCUUGUCGCACUUCUGGCAAUAGGAACUGCGAAACAAGAAAAAGAUAAUAAUGAUAAUGAUAAUAAUAAUAAUAAAUCACUUGAAUGGACUCUUUAGGCUUCAAAAAACUAAUGCAUGUACACCACAGGAUGUUUGCUUCAUUCCUCCAUCUCCUGUAUCUACUUUGUCAGGUUUGUAAAGGUCCCCAGCAGCAUGAGGAAGCAUCUUUAGGUUUGUUGUACAUCAUACUGGUGGAUCCACCUGCUGCACCAAAGGUGAUUUAAGAUGCUUUAAAGUAAAGCUGAGUUUAGACUAUUAAAAUUGUGAAAGAUUUUUUGCCAUCAAACUUAUGGUUUGUAGGGCAUAUGGCACUUCAUCAACCAGGUAGUAGUAUUUGUUCAAACUCUGAACUUGUGUUGUCUUUAGUAGCAGUUUGUAGAUAGUGCUUUUUUCUGCUUGCAUAAUUAUGUUACAGGUCAAUUGGAUUUAAAGUCAAAAAUUUGUAACCUAGGUUGAGACAAAAGGAAUUGAAAUCAACUGGAGUAUGUUAACAAAUUUUGGUCUGAAAUCAAAUUAAUUGACUUGUAAUGUACAUUUUGGUAUAUUAUAUGUGUUACUGCCCAACUCUGGGGUCAUGUUUACUGGGUAUUUGCUAUGUUAAGGUUCAAUAACUAUUUUAUCCUUUGUUUAACUUGGAUAUUCCAUUGUUUUGGGGUAUGGUUUGAUAAUGGGUUUCAAACAAAGGAAUAUCAAAUUUAACCCAAGGAUAAAACUGAACCACAGCAGCUACAUUCCUUCUUUUGGUCUCUUUUGGUCCAUAAAAACACAAACUGAGCAGGUACUAAUAAAAUGUUCAAAAUACACCUAUAACCACAAAGAAUAUAUUAUUAUAAUAUUAUUAUAGUAAUUAUUAUAAUAUUAAUAUUAUUAUAAUAUUAUUAUUAUUAUUAUUGUAUUAUCACCUUCUUUUUCAAGGCUUUCCGAGACCUAACUUAUAUCACCAGAGAUGGACUUAGUUUGAUUAUCACGAGAUUGAUUGGCAUUGUUACUGACAAGCUCAGUAAACUACUGGACACUGUUAGGACACAGGUAGUGUUAUCACAAUGUAAGCUUAUUUAUUUUAAAAAUUUGAAAUUCUAAGUUCCUUCAUAUGUUCUAAGUAGGAUGUGGGUUUAAUUCAGGUCAAUUUGAUAGAACUGUGGUAAAGUUGCCGUGGCAAGCUAUAGUCUAUGAGCCAAUUUGAAUACUUGGUCAACCAAGAAAUCGUCCCUUAGUAGCCUAUUCCAUGGCCCAUGUCUGCCCAAUGUUUGAUCAAGUAAAGCUCCCUGUGAUUAUAACUGAGGAGUCAUAACAGUCUAGUCCCCAGGUGUCCUCAGCUUGGUCAAUCAUGGACUCUGCCUGGGCAACAGAGAACACCUAGGGACUUCGUAAAGGCUGUAGGCUGGAGUCCUAGCACAUGUUAAUAUAAUUAUUCUCAAGGAAUUUUGUAGUUCGAAAUGUGUAUUUUCAGUUUUAAAUGAUUACAAUCUACUUUGAUUUUCAUUUCCUUUCUGUCUUUGGAGAGAAAAUGAAUUGAGAAUCAAACAAGGUACAUGCAAAUUAGCAAAACCUUGGUAAUGAUCUGAGAGAAGUUCAUUCCAUAUUAGCUGCUUUUCUGGGGAACAAAAUGUUUUACCAUGAUGUACUUGAAAGAAAAACAACAUCCUUUUGCCAUUCAUUUCAAGAGAAGCCAUGAGUCACAAGUGAUGUUAUUAUCAUUGACGAAAUAAAGAUCAAUAAAAUGACUUGAAAUUAUUUGUAUUAGUAGGGGAGAAAGGCCUAUCUGCUCUCUCAUUCAUCUGUUCAACCACUACAAAAGGUCCUUGUGGUUUGUAAGUUAUUGUAUUGGCCUAACACAUUGUAUUACUUACUGUGUGUAGGUGUUGUGGCUCUCUGGCGAACUUGUGAAAAGCUCCAGUCCUGGUGUAGAAGGUCUGUGUCAAGCUCUUCUGAGGCAAAUUUCUGGAGGGGAUAACUCCCCAUCAAAUGUCUGGCUUGCAGAAAAUGUUCUGGGAUUAUUAAACAGCAACAGGUAUAAAAUUCAUUCCUUAGCUUUCAUAUCUGGAUUGAAUGAAUGUAAAAGAUUUGUAUAACAUGUGUACCUGUUUGUUUUUUAUCGUUGAAGUUUAAUAAUCAUUAUUAUUUAUUACAGGAAUAAAGUAACCAGCACCAACUCCAAAAAAAAUUGUAUUUGCAACCCGGGUGUUUAAAUGAUUGAUUUUGCAAUUGGAAGUGGUCUCAUUAAAACAAGGGGCUGUCUGAGUUCAAAACAAUGUGCUUGUAAGCAUGAUAAAAUUGGUUUUGGUUGAUUAUAUUAAUAUAAUACUUUUAAUAGUAAUGUUGUGAGAGAGUUUUGAUUCAAUCACAAAUUUAACGAUUAAAUGCAAAACUAACACAAGGAAGGAGGUACUGGUCAGUAAGUUUCAACAUUGAAUUGAAAACUGGGAGGGUUUGGAAACAAGAUAUUUAAUUUUUUUAUUUCUUCAAGAACAUGGUUGGAGAAAAAUCCAAUUCUGCUGGCAACUGCUGUUUACACUUACCUCAGACUACUGGAGGAUCACGAAGCAGCACCUUUCAAAAAUUUACGGCAGAUGGAAAUAGAAUUCUGUUCAUCUCUUCUGAGAGAAAAGGUACUGUGAUAUAUUCUGCAGUAGUUUCUUUAGAAGGCAACUGCAGGCCUAAUAUAGACUUUCUUUAAAAGUUUUUAACACCCUGGUUGAUUUAGGAAAUACACAAAGGUAGAGAUCUUGUUCAUAAAGUAACAAAAAAUGCUGUUACUAGCCAGUAAUGAACAAAUAAGUAUGAUUAUGACAGAUGGAUAGAUAUUGGUAUUUCAAACUAGGGAUGUGAUUUCUGAUGUGACUUGUGUGGCUGGAUCUGAUUGUAUCUAAGCACAAGUCAAAAUGAGUGACCACACUUCAAGGAGUAUAUUCUAUUUUUAUGACUUAUUUUGUUUGUUUAUUUGAUAUGGUUUUUAUUUACAGACAAAAUAGUGCUGUCACUGUACUAUUUACUAUUGUUGUUGAGAGGGGAUGACCUCAGGAAAAUGGACAUUAAAUUGAUAUUCAUUUUUAUAUCUUAGUUUGCGGACUGCAUUCCUAUUGGGAGAGAUCUUGUGCGACUGUUACAAAAUGUUUCAAGGUUUGCUAUUCAUUUUUUAUUGUACAUUUAAGAUGACUUAAAAAUACACCAAAUGAUUUGACAAAUUGCCUCCAUCAGUUUCUGGAGCAGGAUUUGUUCAAGUGAGGAAGGAUCCUUGACUGUACCAUUAUACCUUCAAAUAAAACAAUCAAAAUACUCAAAUUUCCUGAUGGAAAUCACAAGUUGUAUGAAAUGAGCAUUACUAUAAAUUAUAGCUGAUUUUAAAAUCCUCUAAGACUAUGUACCAUACCCCCCAAAAAACCUUAAGCUGUAAUGCUUGAGUCAGCAAAGGUCAAGAUGUCAGAGUAGAAGUACAUUACAGAAAAUACCAUAAUAUUCCUUAAAUUGUGGUUUCAGUAGUGCUUCGCGUACAACCUUAGUAUGCAUUAUGUUUUCUGCAUGAUUUGCUCAUGCAAUGCAUUAGUUUGUUGAAAAUUUGCUUACUCAGCAUAUUUGCAGGCAAACAUAGUUGUGCUAAUGUUCAACGUUGGUUUAAGCAUAGUUUAGUACCUUGAAUUUGAUUUACAGUGAGGGAAGUGAGUUGAAAAAACUCUUUUAUCAGAAAUAAAGCUACAGGUUCUAAUUGGUGCGACGUCCAAUUUAUUUUUAUGUGCUUUUGUAACUUAAAAGCAGGGUUGUCACUAAGGGCCGGGGGCCGGGGAUUUUCCCCGGCUACUCAGAGCAUGAUCCCCGGCUACUUUCGUCGUUAAAUUAAACCAAAAAAGCACCCGAAAAUUCUACAUUAAAAAGGACAUAAGCAUUGAAUUAUAGCACACGUUUGAAACACACAAAGACUAUCCAUCAAACUAAAUGCAAGUUUCAUCUUCAGGUUUAAGUGAUUUCGGAAAACUUGCGUGUGAAAACUAAGAAAUGUCGAAUCAAAGACAUCUUACUUAGAUUUGGUACUAGUACACACGCGCGAGAACUCUCCAUUCGCGAAAUGUCAGUUUCAACCGUUGUGUCGGCUUUGUGUUGAACAUGUCGAAGAAGCGGCAAAGGAAUCUGCACUCUUUGUUCACGAUGAAAGAUCUGAGUAGAUCUCUGUUGACAUCCAGAAGAAGUUGAGGCUUCAUCCAAGCGUUAAAUCUCCCUGAUGCUGAUGUUGAUGAGGAUUAUCAUGAAGGCUUUGAAGAUGACGAUUGACUGAUUGCUAUGUUUAAUAAAUUGUCAUUAGUCAGUGACCAGAUCUACAUUAAGCUUUUCGUAUCGAGUAUAUAAAAUAACGCAUGGUCAAUGGUAAAUGUUCGAUCAUUGUCGGUAGGUCACAUCCUCUCAGUUCUACUUUCAAGAAGUUAUAUAUAAAAGAGAAGCUAAGCACUAGCAUCACUUUUGCAUUCUUCUCCUCGUGUCUCGUUUUGACAUCUCAGCGACGUUUAUAAAAUAUUAGCCCUGUCUUUUAAACGCUUUUACGUAGGUCAGUUUCUUCGUAUGUUAAGUGAUGUUUCGUUCCUAAAUUCGAGACCACUAAUGUUACCAGUUGUGCAGUUUAGUUUUGCCAUAUUUUAUCCGGCGAUUUUUCAUGCGUUAUGCUUGUUUUCGCCUUAUCAUACUUUCAUUUUCCAGCAAACCAUUAAAGCCUCAUGUUUGUGAUGUUUUUUCGUACAUUCAUCGACCACUUGUCUUCUUUCCGCUCCUCCGUGGGUUAAUUAAUCUGUAAUAAUAUUAGUUUUACCUUUGUUUUCGGUAAGUUGUUUCGUUCUUACGUAAAAAUAAAUAAAAAGUUAACCUACCUGUCAGUUUUUUCAGACCCAGAGCUUACAUGUAUUCCCAUUUGGCGGCCACUAAAAAAAAAACCUCCAACGAACCUUUAUGUAAAAAAAAAAACAUCAUAUUCUAGUGUCUCACAAUGUUGUAGUUUUCUUUAAUAAAGAAGUGAUUAUCAUAAAACCGCCAAUGAUAGCUCUGCUCUUGAUGAAGAUUGCUUUUUUUGGGAGGUAAUGCCCUUUGGAAAACGGUAUAGAAGUUGCACUUCAAAAACUUCUGGGGGGGGGGGGGGNGGCAAUUGCACAUGCAAUUUAUGCAAAGAAGGAAUUCAAAACUAACACAGAAGUAAGGGUGACUUGAAAUUCUAUGCAAACAGCAAUUUGAGACUAUUAAGGUAUUUUUCCUUGAAAGUGGCGUAUACUGUUUGAAUUGGCUGAACAUGUAAUUUCUUGUUAUCAUGUGUUCUCAUAAUUGUAAAAAAUUGUCACUGAAUGAGCCUAAAUAAGUACUUGUUACAAAAUUAAGUUGAUGUUGUUGCCAGGGAUGAUGAAGGGAUGUGUUAUAUUAGAACUAAACAGCCAUCUCUGAUCAGUGAUGAAGGACAGUGUAGUACAUGACAUGUACUACACUGUCCUUCAUCACUGAUCAUUGUAGUCGCAGCUUGUCAUAUACCUUGGUUACUGUCAGCUGAGUGAUAUUGUUAUUGAUCAUCACAGAAAAAGUCAAUUACCUUAUUGUCAUCUUGAAUCAACUGCUUUUUAUAUGUUUGUCUCACUAGAAUACCAGAAUUCACUGCAUUGUGGAAGGACAUUCUACAUAAACCUCAGUCACUUUGUCCACAGUUUACAGGUUUGUAAAGUGUUGCACUGCUAUGAUCCUUGAAUAAUUUAUGAAAUUAACAUUUUCUCGAAUGCACCCACUGUUGGCUGGUCACUACUACUUAAACCCACUAGUCAUAAAAACUUUUUGAUCAGUGGGACUGAUUACAGUUCUUCUGUAAUUUGAACUCCCCAAUUGAAAAACUUCACUUGCCCAUCAUCAAGUUACGAACAGAAUUCACUUGCCAACUGCAAAAUCCAGUAGACUGGGGUUAUCAGAUUCAACUUUCAUUGGACGCUGUUACCACUGGCUCAAAUUGCUCUGGAAAAAAAGACAUGGGAAGGUGCAUUGAGUAAAACAGCUGGCAUGACUAAUAAAAAAGCCUACUAACAUGUAGCUUUCCCUUUGCUACAUCCCUAGGCUGUGAUGUUUAAUGUGUUUUAUUUACCAGGAAAAUACUAUGAGCUAUUAAUAGAACUUAUAGUAGAACAUGAACUAUUUAAUAAUAAUAGUCCUGAUACAGAAUUAUUUUAUGAUUUCAGGUAUCUCACAACUGCUUUAUACUAGAACAUCAAGGAGGUUUUUAGCAUGCAGACUACAUCCUGAGAUGGAGAACAAGAUUUUGUUUUUAACAUCCAAGGUGUGAUAAAAAUUCAUGAUACUCUAAUCUCACUGAAAUGAUUAUAAUCUAAAUAGUCACAAAAUGCAGAAAUAGGACUGGGCAUCUUGUUUAUUGAUGCACAAUAUGAAGUGAGUGUAGAGUGUUACAAAUAACAACGUUACAGUUUUAUAAACUCAGGAAAAAUUACAACAGUAAAUAAAAUUAAAAAAAUAGAGUUGACAGAGAUGCCUUCAUGAUCAGUGGCCCUUGCAUAGCUUAACAGACCUUAAAUAAUCUACUAGCCCCUUGAGACACCUUACAAGCAAGCCUUAAAUACCUUUGCAGUUAUUAUGUAACAUAGUAAACAUACUCUUGUGAAACUAAGAAAAUGUUACAAAAUAUAUUAAUAGAGUUAUGCUGACUAAUAAUCAUUAAAUGACCAGAGGAGAUAAAAUUUUUCUUGGUUUGAAAAAAUUAAUGUAUAAACCAGUUUAAUGUCUGGUUUUCUUUGUCUCUUGUUGUGUUAAUGAUUACAACACAAAGGAAACUAAAAAUUAAACAGGUUUGGAUCACUAAAACAAGUCAAAGGACAUCUGCAUUGCUUUUCUCAUAAUUCCUCGCCUUUUUUUCUUUGUAUAGAAAAUAUGAACUGCCUAACAUGUUAGGUGGAUGCACAGUGUAAUAUAUCUGUUCUGAACUAAGUGUGAAAUAUUCAUGUAACGUAGAUACAUGUACAUUAAGAACAUUUGAAUGUGGCAAUAAAUCGCAGUGGAAAGGAAAAUGUUGGUCCCUCAAGUCCCAAAGGAUGAAGAAGUGAAGUUGACCAAAAAGAAGAGUGCACAAAUGAGAGAGUAUCAACACGGAGCUGAAACAAUUAUCGAUUACCAAAGGAGCAUAAUCAACUCCCUUAGUUCAGAUCAGUAUCUGUUUGAUUGUAGAAUAAAUUAUUGUUUGGCAUGGUGGUGAGAUUGAUAAUUUAUUAUUCAAAUGUUGCAGGUACGAUUUGGCCAGCAAAAAAGGUACCAAGAUUGGUUUCAAAAGCAGGUUAGUUUGAGAUACCUUUGUCUCAAUAUGCCUUUUUUGAUACUAAGCGCCAUCUGUUAGCUCAGUUUUUUUAAAAUAACCGGUAAAUCUUUGCUCAAAAACAUUUUAAGAAGUUUAAAAAAUGUUGAAAAACAUGAUGAUAUUUAUAGACAUUCUCGAACAUCAUUAUCAAGUCAAAAGACAAUAGCGUAUGCAUGUUCUAUAGAUAAUAAGAAAAUUCAAUAGAUCAUUACAGAGAAAUCAAAAUGAACUUAAAAUUAAAAUAUGUCCCUAGGUAAAUGAUGAGUUUUGCACUAAUGGCAUCAGCUCAGCUCUGAGUAUCAAGACUAGGCCUGAGUUCUUUGAUGCAUAACAUCUGAUAAACAAAAUCACUUCUUUUUUAUACAGAAAAAAAUUUGUCAUUCUAACUUACAUGGUUGAUCAGCAAAUAUCCCAAAAUCUCUACCUAGAGGCAUUGUUUUUGUUAUUUCAGUAUCUCUCAUCUCCUGAAAGUCAAACCUUGCGUGCUGAUCUGAUUCGAUACAUUGUUGGUGUGGUUCAUCCAUCUAAUGAAGUGCUAUGUUCUGAUAUAAUACCAAGGUGGGCCAUUAUUGGCUGGCUCUUAACAUCCUGCCAAGUAAGUGAUAGUAAAUUACUUUGUAGGGAAUGGGUUUUAAUAAAAUUAUUUUUGGGAUGGGAAUUUCAGCGGAUUAUGCAUAAACUAUACAUCUUCUUAUACCAGUAUUUUUGAUGCCCUCCCUCUGUAUGGUUCCUAUUUCAGACUGUGGUUUCCACUGCAAAUGCUAAACUUGCCUUAUUCUAUGACUGGCUUUUUUACCAGCCUGACAAAGACAACAUAAUGAAUAUCGGUGAGAGUUUCUAUAACUAUUAUAACUAUUUUUGCUACCCUUCAUUGGCAUCAGCAUUGGCUACCUGUGGAAUAAUAUUUGCUCGGAACAACAGAAUCUAAUCUGUAUUUUUCUAUUUUCUAAUGUAUUUGAUGUAUUUUUUGUUGUUGUUUAGAGCCAGCUAUCUUGUUGAUGCACCAUUCAAUCCGGAGUCAUCCCACCAUCACCAGUACUUUGUUGGACUUCCUUUGUCGAGUAACAACUUUUUUCUUUGAUCUAUCUUCCUCCUCCCCCCCCCCCCCCCCCCCCCAAUCUUUUUUUUGCGCGGGUGUUUUGCUUUUUUUCUCCACAAAAAAAAAUUAUUAACAAAUUCUUUUGUGUUCAUGAAGCGGUCGCUUGCGUGUGUCAUUUUUUUUUUUUUUUUUUUUUAUAUUUUUUUUUGACCACACAAAAAAUAAAUAACAAAAAAUAUUUUUUAUAUUCUAAAAAAAACACAGAAACUAAUUCUCUUCCCCCCCCCCCCCCCCCCCCCCCCAAUUCACAAUUGUAUGACCGAGGUUGUGACUUGUUUCUGGCACAAAACAAUAAUUUCCAGACAUAUUCGUGACCAUGGACAGUCAGUGGUUCGCUGGAAUCAUUGUACAUUUUGCCUUUGAAAUAUUUCCCUUGAGUCAAACAAACAAAUGCUAUAAGAGAAAUUUUAGUUUAUGGCAAAAUACCCAAAUGGAUAUUGUUAGACAUCGUUUGCAUCUUGAACAUCAUAUUUCAAAAUGAAAUUGACGUUGUGAUAUUGUCAAAAUGUGAGAGGAACAAUUUCACCCUGUUUCUGUGGAAUAAAUGCAGUCAUAAUUUGCAAAUUUAUGUAGAUCAAGGAACUUAAAAUGUUCGUGCGCAAAUGUGUCUCAAUGAUGCUGUUAUCUUUACUCUUUCAAGAUCAUACCCAAUUACAGUACUUUACCAGAUGUCCAAGCAAGACAAGGAGUUAUCAAGGCGUUUAGGCACAUUCUCAGUAAAAAGGUUGUAAUGUAAGUAAUGUUCAACAGUUUUUAAUAGCAAACAAACAAAUCUUUUUAAUUUGUUACCGAUUCACUUAUAUAUGUACUUUUCUCCUUUUGACAACUGAUCGAAGGUCACUCUCUCCAUUACUGGAUAAUUCCAAAAUGGAAAGAGACUUAAGAAUUGUGGUCAGGACAACUCUAGCUGAGUUCUGUGAUUCAGGUACAGUAAAAAUACUGUGUACGUAUUCUAGGCAGGUUUUGUCUCUGAAUUUUAACUGGUCAAAUUCUUUUCUGAUAUUACUACAAAAAUUAGAAACCAAUUUAGUUUAUCAACUGUGUUGUUCAAGUGAAUUUUCCACAGCAAAUUGAUAUAUGUUACUGAAUUUAUCAAGGCCAUUUCUUUGUCUAAGCGAUUCGCUCUGACAAAGUGCUGCCUCUGGAAGCGUCGACAAAUUUCUCUGUCGAAGGACCAGGGCUUGAAACGUAAGCUUCAGCAUCUUUACGGUGACAAAUUUACUUUAAGUAGUUUUCUUUAACUAGCUGAAAUUUGAUCUCGUUAUUUUAACUCUUUCAAAGAUAAUACGACACUUUUAGGUCGAAGUAUUUUUAGUAAAGGUUAUUUCAGUUCUUAUAUGAAGGACGCCCAUGCUUUCCAGUUUAUAUUUAGGGUUACAGUUGUCUAAUUUGAUUGAUUCCCAUAACAUGGUGGUUGUUUGGCCCAACUCGUGCAUGCUGGAUAAAACUGAAGUGGUCUCCUCCUUAAAGGAGAGGAGUUUCUAUUUGAAAGACUUAAUUGUACUGGUAAAUUUUGCAGGUUCAAAACUAGAAGAGUCUUCCACAUCAGCUUUUAGUAAAGUUGAAGGUUCUUCUGCUUCAAAUGACAUACUUGGUUCACUGGGCUCCAGGAUGAUUGGGGCAGCAGACAGCAAUGGCGGUAACAGCAGCAGCACAAAAGAUUCUGAGCUGGUGGACAGUGGGAUGGAUGAUGAACUUGAACAACCCGAUGACGAAGCUGUCUUCUCUGACCCUGAAGAGGAUGAUGAUGGCGACGUAGCGCCUGGUAAGCCCAACGGCGCCGGAGGAAGAGAGAAAGAUUACGAAUUCAAACCGAUUGAAAAGGAAGGCGUGGAUGAAAACGAAGAACGUGACAGUAGUGAAGAUAUCACUGAACUAGAAGAACUUGAAAAUUUAGGCGAUGAGUUGAAAGAGCUGCUUAUUAAAUUCUCUCAAGAAAGGUAUGCCAGUUAUUAAAAUACUGCAAGUAUCAGUUUCUUUCAGUUUUCUUCACGCUUACACCGUUCGUUUUUUGUUGUUUUUCAGUGAUGUUGGAGUGAGGUGUAGUCUAAUGGAAAAUAUUCUUAAGAGUAUCACAUCCCUGGUGAGUCCUUUUACUCAUCAAAUGUUUAAGCGUAAAACCUAAUUUUUAAUGCCCUGUUUGUAAAAAUCUUUCAUAGUCAUAUAUAAAUCUUUGCUUUUCUAAAUUAUACUUUUAACCUAUCUCGUCGGACUAGCUAAAUGAUUGUCUUUUAUAUGUGGCUUGAAGUGAUCAAUCGUCAUUUUGCCCUUUUUAACCUCAUUUAUGAUCUGGUAAUUAAUACGAGUCCUUUUUCUCAACUAACCAACUGUCACAGUUUUGACUAUCGUUCACCGGUUCAGGAAACCUUGUUCGGCUAUCAGUAUCAUAUUAUUUGUUUCUGUUCUAUUACCCUCAAUUUAUAUGGGUUUCCAUCAAUCCUGAUGCCAGUUUAAACUUUUCAGGAUGAAUUUGAAGAUGACACAGCCAAAUCUCUUGCUGUUUGUCUUAACUUUUGCAUGGUGGAUGAUUUAAUGGCUCCUUGUAUCAUGAAAGACAGGUAAAUAUCAACAGAAUCAAUCAGAAGAUAACCAGCGCUGACUCUAACUGUCUGUUAAUGCCUAUUCUACCUUAUAGAGCGGUUUUACAGGACAAUGUGAUGACAUGCAAUUGGUUUAAUGGCCUCUGUCUCUUAUAACAGGCUAAACAAAUGUUAAGAUUUUGACUACGUUUUUCAAAGGUGUGAACUUUUCUCUCGCGUGUUGUUGUCGUUUUUUUGCUUCUGUCAGUCAUAGUUGCGAUAAAACGAAAUAAGGCGAAAUGAAUUGAAAUUUAUUCCUACCCCGAGACGCUACCUUUCGAACCCGCUAAAGUACACCAAUGUUUCCUGAGAAGUCCGUUAGAGUGAUUGAACGAAGCGAAAAACGUUAAUGUCAGAAAAAGCUCUUAAUGUAAAACUCAGCAAUACCUUUAUAACAAUCUACAAGACUAACCACAAUAUUUUGCAAAUUGAAAGAAAAUAAGUGUUACUAAGACCUUAGUUAGUAAACCGAAGAAAGUCGGAAAUUUGUCAAAGCUGUUGUUGUUGUGCAUAUUUUGUCUAAAUGAGGAAAAUGGAGUCCCAAAAUAGACAAUCUGUGUUUAGUUUUUUUGUUUUAGUUAGUUUGUUUUCUGUACUUUUCUGUAAGUAGGCCCUCUCCAAGAAAGACAAUUCAAAAGAAAAACAAUGGGGUAAAAAAUUUCUGCACCAAUCCAUGAACAUCUCAUGUAUGCUCCUCUCACGUGUGACUUGUCUCCCCCCUCUAAUGUUUUCUUAUAUUAUAAUGGAUAUCUUUUUUGCUUCCAUUAGAAAUGUGGAGGACUGUUUGGACGGGCCUCUUUAUGUUCUCUGCCAGUGAGUAUAUCUUUUUGUCUCACUUUUUAGCCUGGGUGGCUGACUCGCUUACUGACUGACCGGCUGGCUGACUAACAGUAAUUCUCACUAGUUGGCUGAGUGGCUUUACUACUGACUACAUUAUUGGCCAGAUAAUUAUCUGACUUUUUAGCUUAACUCAAAAGUGAAAGUUUUCAGCAACAAUCCUAAUAAAAACGUCUAUCCAGCAGGAAUACGAAAUGUGAUAUGAGCGAUGGCAACGGGCUUUCGUUUGUUUAGAAUUAAAUCAUAUAAAAAAAAAAAAUAGUAUAGUAUACAGUCAAUAGCGUGAAAUUGUUUUGAUGAAUCAAAAUAGUUGGAAUCGUGCUUAUGUAUUUGAAUCUUGUUGCAGGAAUAUCUGCAUACUCCCCACACAUGACGUUGGUAGAGAACGUUAUCUGACAUUAUUAGGCGCUCUACACGGUGUGGAUAACAAGAUUGGAUAUCGAUUUCUUUUCUUUCUGAAAGCAAGGUUAGAUGUGAUAAGCCAAUAUAGCAGUACAACAACACUGCAUGAGAGGAACUGAGACGUGCAUCAAUACAUAUAACAAUAUAUCAAUACAUAUAAUCAAUAUUGUUCGUGGACGCUAAAUUAUUAAGCGUCCAGGAACAGUCUUGGCAAAUAUGUCAUACGUCCAUGUUCACAUUAUCCUUCCUUCAUGCUCAUAUAAGGGAGCUUAAGUAACAGCCACGGCGACGGCAACGAGAACGUCAAAAAAUCAAUGAAUGAAUGAACUUUUUUUAUACACGGUAGUAAUUUCAAUAUGUAAAAGCUGGUUUUCAAAUUAGCCGUGUUAGCAAUUCUAACUAACUACAUGACAAUGAUUAAAACUAUCGUUACAAAUACUAAAAGUAUAGACGGAAUAUUAAGUAUUUAUUUAAAAAUAAUGAUAAUAAAACACCUAAUGCAAUUAAUUAUCAUGGUGGUCUCUCAAGUACGUCUUGAACCUAUUUAAUGUCGCUAAGUCUCUGAAAUGAUUCGGAAAUUCAUUCCAUGCAAUUGCCCCACGGAAAGCAAAAGUUUUUUUCUAACGAGUUCGUUUGAGUUUUGGGCAACUGCAAGUCGAACUUACUACCUCUGAGGUUGUAAUUGUGUCAGUCGAAAAAGCUCUUUUAAGUAUUCCCUGGUAUUCAGGUACAGCCGCAUGAUAAACUUUAUACAUCAUGAUAUUCAUUUGUAUUCUCCACUUAUCAGGCGGCGUUGGGAAACAGCUCUUUUAGAAUAUCACACGAUCUUACUGAACAGUCCACUUUUGUAAUAAUGCCUUCUGCUCUAUUUUGGAGUUUCUGCAAUUGAUCUGCACGCAUUUGUGAGUAAUUACCCUAUACAAGGCCGCAAUAGUCGGCUCAACAAGUGAUCGAUAAACAGCGAUUAAUGUUCUUGAGUCCUUAAAACGAGAGACCUAAUUGUAUACAGCAUUCGCAGGCCAUUUUGAGCUUCAGUUAUGUUGUGGGAUAUCUGAUUUUCCCAAGACAUAGUCUCAUCAAUGUAAACUCCCGGCAAUUUCGUGGUAGUUCUCUUCUCUACGGUUUUAUCAUAUGUGCGAAGUGUUAUGUCUUUAGCUUCAAUGAUGUUUUGUCUAUAUCGAACUGUCACAUAACAUGUUUUAAAAGUGUUGCAGCUAAGCCUAUUGUUUAAUAGCCAUUUCUCAAUUACCUCUAAGUCGCUUUUUCGUUUAGGUUCAAUUUUGCUGGUACUAGAACCAGGUAUUACUAUAAUCAUAGGUAUCAUCUACAAACAUACCCGGGGUAGAAUGCUGCACGCAUUUGGGAAAGUCGUUGACGUAAAUUAAGAACAGUGAAGGACCUAAUAUUGACCGUUGAGGAACACCUUAAGUUAUAUAUUCCUCAUCAGACAGGACACCAUUAACAUAGCACGGUUGGCGUCUGUCUUUUAGGUAUGACCAGUGAUCGAAGGCCUUUUUAAGAUCAGUAAAGACGUUGCCGGUUAAUAGGCCUUCAUCCAUGUUUCCAAGCCAUAAAUUUGUCGCAAAUAUAAGUGCGGUACAAGUUGAGUGCAUACCUCGAAAUCCAGACUGAAAUUUUAAGACCAAGUUGUUUUCGGUGAAAAUUUCAAGGGCUUGCGUAUGCACUAUUCUCUCGAAUACUUUAGAGAUUGCCGGCAAUAUUGAUAUCGGUCUAUAGUUGUUAGCUACGUUUCUUUCACAGCAGAAACUUUGGCCUUUUUCCAGUCGUCAGGAAAUGUGUCAAAGCUCUGUUUAAAAUAUCACAUAUCACAUCUGAAAUGUAUGCUUGGGCUGGCAAGCUUGGAAGAAGCUUGCUUUAGAUUUUUUCUAGCCAAUUUUGUCUAAUCAGCAGGUGAAAAUUAGCAAAACAAUUACUCACGCUUUUUUGCACAUUUAUUUACCGUCACCGCACGACUACGACGUGGAAGUGCCUAAUUUCACGUUUUGUGUAGGACGUGAACGCAAGGCAACGACUUUCUUUUCCUUUUCCUGAACUUUCAUACGUCUUUUAGAGUUAAACUUCGGAAAAAUUUGCCAACAUUUAAAGAAUUGAGCCAGAUGGAAUAAGCGCGAUAAAGUUUGAAGCAGCGCGAAUUCACCUUUGACGUUUUGGUAUCCGUCGCCGUCGUUGUUGCUUAAGCUCCCUAUUCUGUUAUCCGAGAUAGAUAUAAACAAUACGAAAGAAGCAAAACCUUUUAGGUGUGACAAGAGGAGAGCUGCAAAUAACAAUCGGUCAUUGAGCAAAAAUCUGCCCGUGUCCCACGAAAUCCUACAUACCUGAGGUCUGACAUGGCGACCAGACAGAUCCGUCAAAUACCAGAGUAUCACUUUGUAGCUGAUGAUUUGCAAUGGAAUUGAAGAAAUAAAAAGUUAACAUGGUGUAUGUCUGACAUCUUUUCUUUUUUCUCCGACUAAAAUGAAAUGAAAAAUUACACCCUAUCUGAAAGGUGUUUUGCAUGGCACAUGUCCUUUAUCUAUAUGUAGGCUGGUUUGCAGAGUUAACAUGUGAUUUAAAUGCUUGCUUUGGAUUGUUACUGUGUUGAAAAUGCUGCUUAGGUUUUCAGGAGCACUAGAUGCCAUUGCUUGGACAGUGCUCCGCUUGUGCGUGAUAGCACUAUUCCUUAAGUAUGCUUAUCCCGUUAUUUUCUUUUUCCUUAUGGCCUUGGUAGUGUUCUGGACGAUGAACGACUUACAAUGUACGAAGAUUUUGCCAGCACAUUCCGAGGAGAGAAGACAAUUCAGGCUUGUUUAUGCGAAGACCUUAAGGUCAGCGGUUAUUUCUUGUUACUUCUGUCUCAGUCAAACUCUUGUACUUAUUUUGCAUCUCAAAAUUUUUUCCUCACGUUCUUGCUCUUUAGAUGUGAAAAACUUGUCUUUGUAGGUUUGUCAAGAUUAUGAUAUCAAGGCUUUUCGCUACAUCAUUUCAUCUAUUUACAAAAAGGUACGCGCACUUAAACGAAUUAAUCAUGUGUAGUGUUGUUUUUUGUUUGGUGACAGACCAAACACAUACUUCACUCGACCAAAGCAACAAUGUUAAGCCGAGAAGGAAUCACUUGAAAGAUUACGUUAAAAAGUGUGGUUUUCCGCUGGCUGAGGAGCGAACGAAGUAGGAAACAUUUUUCUCACACACUGCUAAGCUGGGAGUAGGAAUUCGAAUAAGCUGGGUGUCUUCAGUUCACAUGGUGUUUCAAAAUUCAGUUUGUUUUGUUGCGAUCCGCUAUUGCCUGACCUGCCCCACCCCCCCCACCCCCCCACCCCUCAUGUGUUUUUGUGUGCCACGCCCAACCACAUUUCACGUAGUGCCGCAGUUCUGGUUGUUCAUGUAUCUAGAAGCAGUUUCUUUUCAGCCGUUUUUAGUUCUUCUGUUGCUGUAAUACUGCUGAUUUGUGGUGUUGUUAUUAAAGGUCAGGCUGCUUGGUUGGUUUUGCAUUGCUCCCAGUUGUGUGCGAGAAAGCUGAAAUGUUUCUACUUCUUAUGAGUUUGGAAGUAAGCAAUUCUUAACAUAAAUAACUGAAAACAGUCUAUCACCCAGUAUGACAUCAUAUGGCGAAUCUCCCGUUAAUGACAUGUAAUAUUUGUGGAGAGCUUUAGAGUUACAACUGUAACGCAAUUCGCAAUAUCGCGGAUACAAAAUGUCAGUUAAAUGUUAUAUAAACAACAAGAUAUUCAUCUUAAAGUUUGUCCCGCCGGGAUUAAGGGUUUCUAGAUCUUCUUGUUUAAUCAGUUCUUUCAUGUUUAGUUUCCAGAGCAUGUUGUUGGUAACUCCGAGGUUCUUCACAUGCUUGUUGGAAUCAUGGAACCACGGCAGGUAACUACCAACAAACGAUCACGUUUCUUACUUCGUUAAAAUGAAUUCCAGUCUGACUUUUGAUUAAAAUCGACAAAUACAUUGAAACCCCUUUUAGCGCCCCUCCCCCCUGGGGAGGGGGGUUAAAGUGGAUGCUCAAUAGAGGUUCCAUUUACAGUGAUGACGGACAGUUUUGUCCGCUUGGAUCCGGGUAACUGGCCCCUAAAUAGAGUGUGUCCGGUUAAUAGGACAUUGCUCAAUAGAUGUUCGACCGUACUCAGCAAAGAGAAUCAUAUAAACCUUGUACUUGUAAUUUUUGGUAACUUUGGUAACUGUGUGAUGCUUGUGAAUAAAACUACUGAUUGCCUCAUACUAAUUGCUGUACUGUCCUAAUUGUGUGUUUUUGUUUCUUGUUUCUUUGGUUUUUUUUGUUUUGUUAGUUAAACCAGCUCAUGAGUGAGAUAACAUUAGGAGAGUUGACGAUAUUUGGAGAAGAUAGUAAACUUGACUCGUUGUUAGGUAAUCAGCCUACUUUUUCACUUGCUAACCAACGGUACUGACCGGUUUCUAUAGGAAUCCGUUUAAACCCUUUAUCACUCAUCGCUUUAGUCGAGGAAGACACUAUAUUCGUGAUCUCACGAGCGUGAGACGAAGCCGAAAAGUUUGCGAGUCUUCAGCCGGAUUCGAACCCGGAACUUCCCACAAUACUAAGCGGUGAUCUCUUCGUUGAGCUGCGCGGAACUUAGGGCGCGUUCGAUUGACCGUAUUUCGGGGUAAGAAUUAAUCGAAUAAAAUCUAGAAAUCACUUGUUUUUGGCUUUUAUUGUAUUUCAACAUUUACAGAACUGCUUGAAAUAACAUAUUCCUCUGUAUAUAAAGUUUAAAUGGUCCAAAAAUCACGGUAGAAGAGAUUUCUAGCAAAAAUUUUGGCGUGUUCUAAUUCCGGAAUACGAUCAAUCGACCGCACCCUGCUAGCUAGGCCGUUUGCUUUUAAGUUUUUUUGCAAAUAUCCGUCACUGCUAAGAUAGCAUAUUUUUAGGGUGGUAAGUAGCUUGUCACGGAUAAGUGAUGAGUAAGUUGUCGCGGCGGAAAGAUAAUAGAGUUUAGGGUGAUCUAUUACUGAGUACAUGUCAUUUUUUCUAGAAAGCACUCUUGAAUGGGAAUCAUUUGAACAGCAAUGUGUUUGGCACUUGAUCCAAGCUGAGGAUGUGUUACUGGAGUCUUUUGUUAACAUUCUUCCUUCUCUCAAGCAAGAUCAACAUGCAGAGGCCUUGUCAAACUUACUUAUUCUCAUGAAAAGUGUUUCGUAAGUCUUUUUUUUCCAUUGUUUUCAUGUUUACGGGUGUUGCGAAUUGAUCCGUCGAUGGUCAUGGCAAUAUUUUGCCAUAAUGUGCAAACUCUUUUGGCGGAAGAGGUGCUGAAAUUUUAAAUGAGAUUUCUCCUCCUGAACGCAGAUAGCCUGAGUAUCAGGCCUUCCUAAGGGGAUGGGGGAGAGGAGAUUUUCUUUCCCCGUUUCCCCCAGAAACGCCUGAUACUCAGGCUAGAACGCAGACGUGUACAUGUGGAAAUUGUAAUAAGUGGUUAAAAUGCUUUGUUUAUAGUAUAAGUGCAUUCAGCUGUUCUAGCUGACUUGAUCCAACGAACAAUACACAUAAACUGUCAGGAGGCUGCAACCAGUUGGCGAUUUUCACGCGUGAACUUGAACUUGGGGCGACUGAAAAACAAAUUCAGCUAGUGGUCGUUAGCAGAGCGGGUCCUGAACUCGGACCUGCCAGAUUACUACUCCGACGCGCUGAAAAGUCUGUCACGUUGCCUGUUGUAGAUAUUUUUAGUCUUGUUAAGUUCCGUGCCAACACAUUGCCACGUAUCCAUGACCCUUAUUCUUUCCCUGCGAUGUUAAAUCAUUGAACUUUUUACGGUAUUCAUUUCAUGUUCUCAUUUUAAGCGCGUUUGAUGUAGUCCUUCAACAGAUCUGGUGAUUCCAGUCCUUUCCAUGGAGUGCUCUGACAAGAGGCCUGGAAAUCAGUUCAGUGUCUCGUUGCUUAGGUACUGGGCACAGGAAUACUCAAGGGAACUGGCGCAGCUUAUUGGUCAGCAGCUGUGCAAACAAGCUUCUGCCGGCAAGAAGAGAAAGUAAUUCUGUUUUCAUAAUGGUUGUCAUAAGUAUGUUGAAUACGAUGGUCCAGGUGAACGUAGAACUGAUUUAAGGACUGUUGGUUACAGUGGUAGUCUUGAUUUCUGGAUCUUUGACCUCAUCGAUAAAGCCGCGAUAAUAAUGGUCAUGAAAGGCUGUGAACAGUCUAAUACACUGUAUUGCAGUUUCAAUACAUGCAUAACUCAAUGUGGGUUUUUUAAGGCUUUGUUUUUUCCGAUUUGAUCUGUGUACUGUACGUUUUCUUGUAGGAAUGCAAAGAGCCAGCCAGGUACCAACUUAGAGCUAGUUCUACAUCAUUUAGACUGGCUGCACAAGAUCUGCCAGGAACAAGAAGACAUGAGUUGUAAGUAUUAUUACAUCGUUGCAUACAGCACUUCUGUCAUGUAUUAACCUAUAAGAAAUGACCCAGCUGACCAGCGGUCUCUCAGUAGCUACUUCGUGUCUUUGAAUGGCUUCUAUGUAAAGCAAUCUACUCGAUUUCUGUUAUGGAUCUUGGAGAGAACAAACUAUACUGAUAUCUCAUUUCUAGCUGGUUCCUGGCGGUAUGAUAAUAGUCGGGAUCCAAUUUUUUACUCUACAGCCUAAGAAAACCAGCUGACGACAAUUCCCGACUCUACCACUGUUUUCCCCGCGAAAUAACGUCUGAGGAACGAGCGCAGAAAUUUCAUACUGAUCACGUGUCACUACUCAGAUGUGGAUGGUGCUUCUGAUUGGCUGAAGCAAGUUACUCUCGUGGCACAACCAAUCAGGGGCCUACCCAGGUCUGGGUAGUGAAAACGUCAUCAGUAUUUCUGCACUCGUUCCUUAGACGUGUUUUCGCGGGGAAACUCGCGGCACUGGCGUUGCAUAAUGUCGGCUAUCACUCACGCUUUUUCGAUGCCUUGACAAAUUUGCCCCAGUUGUUCAAACGCUGGAUACCGCUAUCCAGCAGACAAAUCACCAUCCAGCGGAUAAGUAGUAGGGAAACUAAUUGUGUUAUCCAAUGGAUAGUGCUAUCCACCUUUUUACCAACUGAGCUCCUGUCCUUCUCAUCCCCGUGCCCUACCCACUUUGAUCCACUAUCUCAACGUCUGUUACGAGCCAUCUCAUUUGGUAUCGUCAAACCAACAUUUCCCCGUGAAAGGUCCACAAUAUGUUAGUUUUAUUUCGCUGCAUUCUCUCUAAACUGUCUUAUUUUUACUUCUCGUAGUUUUCAAACAUGAAGGUCUGAGAUCAGCUUUGGAUCAAGUUAAACUAACAGCAAGUGAAGCAAGGAAAAACAAGUAUGUCAAGUUCAGUUACGGGUUUAUUCCAGUUUCAAAUCUUACUAUUAAGUUCUGUGACACAUUAUUGUUCAUUCGUGAUUUUAAAGUUUGAAGCAGAAAACAGACCUUUAUUGGUGUGUUACUGUGUAACUCAGUGGCUUUGUAGAAUGUUUUAUUUUAGGUGCACACAACAUAAAAGCUGCGUUUACACCUGACUUUGCCCGAAACCUUCCCUUGAAGAAACAGCUUAGGUUGGACUUUCUCUGGGUUUUGAUCACUUCAUGUUUGCGUUUACACGUCAAUAAAUUGCCCAAGGGGAAUAUGUCUAGGGAUAAAAAUGAUCGGUCCCUAACCGUCUCUGCCACUACACGGUGCGUAUGCGUUGUGUGUUCCUUGUAAAAUCUGUAAAAUCUGUUUGUUGUCAGGUUUAAGUUGUUGUUUUCGCUGUGCGAUGACAAGGACUCUAGAAAAAGGACAACACGCGCUUCCAUAAUGGCUGCCAACAGAGCUGCAUCCUCAUCUUCUGAGAGCGAAGAGGUUAGCCAAUAGGCCAAUAGCAUAUAUUGGGUAUCUUGAAUUUUGUAAGAUUUCAUUCAAGUAAGAAUCUCCCAAUGUAAGAGAAUCCGGAUUCCGGAAUCCGAGAAAUUUUUACUUGUGGAAUGUGGAAUCCUGGCCUUUGGAAAACGGAAUACUGUUCAAGGAAUCUGGAUUCCCACUAACAAUUGGAAUCCGCAAUCCAUUAUGUGGAAUCCAGAAUCCAAGACUGUCUUGUAUUCUCUUACUUGGGGCAGUAAGUACAAGUAUGGAAAGAAAAGUGAAUCAACGGGAUUAUACUGUCAGUAUCAGAAUGUGCAAUAGUGGCCGUAGUUACGAAGACUUUUUUGUUUGAGUGCGGACUGACGGGACGGCGCAAUUGAGACUGCUGUGGAGCACUUUGUGUUUAUCUAAUAUUUACACUGUAUAAGAAAUGUUUGUAAAAGAAAGUCAGUACUGAAAUGUUAAAGUGUCGGACGAAACGUUUCGGGAAAAUCUCGUUCAUCAGUCGUUGGAAAUGUUUGCUAAAACCGCUCGUAAAAUCAACCUUUGAAUUACGCCUCACGGUUUUGUCAACCAUUUCGUACCACUGAUGAAAGAGUUAAUUCCAAAGCGUUUCCUCUGUAACUUCAACACUUCAGAACAGUUUUUUCUCGAACACAUUAUAAAUUCAGAAAGAAAACGCAAAGGGAAUUAAUAUUUAAUGAGUGUUUGAAAUCAGAUGGAAAGCUCCUCAUUUUUGCAUCCUUAUCAUAAUCCUUAAUUUCUUCCUCUAAAGUCAAGCAAACAUACCACACAGUAUUUGAUCACAAUAUCACCUACCUUGACGUUUGUCACAAUACUCCACUGCGCGUCGUAUUUUCAAUGCGGAGUCUUAUUUUCAUGGCAUUUCUCAGUGUUUAAACUUGUGAUGGAACACACUCUUUACUCAUGUUUUAUAUAUUACGUCAAGGCAAUCCCGCCGCUCUCUCCUCUAAGUCAAGUGUUACUUCCGGCAUGGAGGAGUUGUUGCGUUUCCUUUCCAGUUUUGCUUUCGUUUUGUUUGUUUCUUGUACUUUAAUUCUUGGUUUAUGUGUAGUGUGUCAGUGAUAAAUAUAUAAAUAUAAGAAUCUAGACUUUUCUGUAAAAUAAAAUCACCAGUGCGAGGCAAUCUCGAGGCACUUUCAUUAUGUAGGCGACAAAGAUACAACCCAUCCUCUCUAAGAUCAAGUGGUAAUUCAUUCAUCCUUUUAGCCGUCUGGUAACUGAUUAAGGUCGUCUUAGUUUAAGAAGAUUCAUUUCAAUUCUAUACAUAUAUAUAUAUAUAUUUUUUUUUUUUUUUUUUUUUUUAAUAUGGAAAAAAAAACUGGCGGGAAACCUUUUAACGCUAAAAGGGAAAGGAAAAAAAAACACACUUUUGAUUUCAACGAGGGUGAGUUGGCUAAAGGGAGACUUGAAAAACAGUUAGAAAUAAUCUUAGCUGUAGUGUAAUGGAUUAAGGAUGUUUUAUUUUAAAAAUAUUUUUUUUUAUUUUUUUUUUUUAUAUAUAUAUAUUUUUUUUUUUUUUUUUUUUCUGUACAUAGGAAGAAGAACCAGCCGUGAAGCCUCGUAACGCUAAACGGAGAAGGAAAACUAACACGACUGUUGAUUCAGACAGUGAUGAGUGA
Messenger RNA from Porites evermanni, 24538 nucleotides. NCBI's taxonomy places the organism in Eukaryota, Metazoa, Cnidaria, Anthozoa, Scleractinia, Poritidae. The record is from the annotation of a GenBank genome assembly.